This is a messenger RNA of Pleuronectes platessa (European plaice), 6001 nucleotides long. It is a transcript of the gene gpr39, whose product is annotated as G protein-coupled receptor 39. Gene Ontology annotation, molecular function: G protein-coupled receptor activity. Gene Ontology annotation, biological process: G protein-coupled receptor signaling pathway. Gene Ontology annotation, cellular component: membrane. The transcript has 2 exons. The coding region runs from base 345 to 1634 and encodes 429 amino acids. The record is from RefSeq and is a predicted model, not a curated record. Lineage: Eukaryota; Metazoa; Chordata; Actinopteri; Pleuronectiformes; Pleuronectidae.
CUGCCCUCAGAGGAGGGAGGACAUAUGUGGGAGUUGAAUGUUGACUCAUACUUUGCUCAGACUGAGAUGAAACUGCCAGACUUUGAACGAGGUAGUCUUAGCCUCUUGGUCAUCCGAGAUGACCAUGCAAAAUAGGAGCAGAUGGACCAGGAUCAGGGGAAGUUUUGUAUUUUCGACUGUGACGGUACAUCCAUUUUAGCGGACAAGUCUUAAGUAUACACAUCUUGAUUGAAGAACUGCUCACCUCUGGAUCUUGGCUCUAAUCGCAACGACAGCGCCCAUCAAACCUGAUAAGCUAAGGGACAAAAUCUAUACCUGGGAAAUCACAGCUCACCACCUGAACCAUGGAUGAGGAAAUUGAGAUAACCGAUGAGAAGGACUGGAGAGAACUUGAACCAAACUACCCCGUCAAAAUCUUCAUGACGAUCUUUUACAGUCUCAUCCUAGUGACAGGUAUUGUGGGUAAUUCAGUCACUAUCAGAGUGACACAGGUGCUGAAGCGAAAUGGUUACCUACAGAAGAAUGUGACCAACCACAUGGUUAGUCUGGCCUGCUCUGAUUUGUUGGUGCUCCUCAUAGGCAUGCCUGUGGAGCUCUACUUUGCCAUCUGGUUCCCAUUCAGCUCCGCAUCGGGCAACGCGUCCUGUAAGAUCUACAACUUCUUGUUCGAGGCAUGCAGCUAUGCCACCAUUCUAAACGUAGCCACGCUUAGCUUUGAACGCUAUGUGGCUAUCUGUCACCCAUUUCGCUUCAAAGCCCUGGGCGGGAAACGUACCUCUGCCUUAAUCACCUUUGCUUGGCUGGUGUCCGUGCUCGUGGCCCUCCCAUUGCUGGUUGCCACAGGAACUCAGGGCCACAUUCCUGUCCGAGAAGAUACGCCCGUCCAAAAUCUGACGUUCUGCACCAAUCUUAGGGAGCGCUGGGUGAUGUACAGAGUUAGUAUUUUUGGGGCGUUCAUCGUCUACAUGGUCGUGUUGAUCUGCGUGGCCUUCAUGUGCCGAGCCAUGAUCAUUGUCCUCCAGAAACCUAUGGGUUCAAUAGACGGAGAGCCCAAUGGAAUACAAAGACCAUCCAAGCAUGAAAGUUCAAAGGUCAAGAUGGCGAGGAAGCAAACCAUCCUUUUUCUUGGGCUCAUCGUUGGUUCUUUGACCGUCUGCUGGCUUCCCAACCAGAUUCGUCGUCUCAUGAUGGCCGCCGUGCCCAAGUCCCACUGGACUACUGCCUUCUUCAGGAGCUACAUCACACUUCACCCCGUGGCUGACUCCUUCUUCUACCUCAGCUCUGUGCUGAACCCAUUCCUUUACAAUCUGUCCUCCAGGCAGUUCAGGGAGGUCUUUCUUCAGGUGCUGCGGUGCCGCCUCACUAUCGAGCACGUGAACAAGCGCACCUUGAAGAACACCCAUGCUGCUUCUGCGCGCUCACAGCGGCCCCUGUUGAAGUCCUUGCGUCGAAGCAGAGCAAACCACACCAUGCGGGAACAAGAAAAGAACCCUCCCACUUUCACAAGCUUUCAGAAGGAUAGUGGCGUAGGAGAUACUCAGACAUCAGAUACUGGUACGACCGCCACUCUGACUGAACAGUCAGCUUCAGUUCUCCAAAUAAAUACAGAUGAACCAUCGGAGACGGAAAUAUAAUGUGCUGUAGCCUACGAUUUAUUGUAACACAAUGAACACUAAAAACAAACAUGGCGGAAACUUCAAUCUUGGUCACCAGGACACUUGUGCUGUGCCAUUAGAAAGAAAUGAAUACGUGUUUAAUCAUGAAUUUCAAUGACAGAUCGAAGUCAGCUGACUAUGCGGCAGUAAAAAAAACUUGCAUUUAACAUAAAACGGUACAUUUGGUAUGAAUUUGGUUAAAGUUAAAUGUUUGUGAUGUGUGGGUGCUUGUAAUCUUUGCAUUCAUAUUCAAAUUGAAAUCUGAUGUUGAGUUCAAAUUCCACUGAUGUUCAAAAUCUCAUGUAACAACAUAAACACUCGUGAAAACACACUCACAAGCCUGGUGGUAUACAUGUUGUUUUCCUGUUGAUUGCAGAGGGUGGAACUGCAAUUGUGUGGUGAUGCAGGACUGGCCCCAAAAACACAGUUUACUUUACCCAUUCACGAACAUCCCAACAUUACUCAUUAUAUUAUCAGAAUUAGAACCUUACGGUCCAAUCAAAUUAGUAUUUAUGUGUUUAAAUGCACGUAGUUAAUUCUUUCCUUAGAAAGUAUAUACCAAAAUAGCUUCCUGAAGAAUAAAUUAAGGUACAUAAGGUUGAUAUGUAGGUUUGAAAUAGUAAAUAAAGUAAUCGUAGAAUCCUGCAUGUUGUUGUCUAUGUUAUAGACACAACUAACAUUACCACAAGUCCUUCGAAUUAAUUGAAGUAAAUGUGUUUUCAGGCCAUGCCACUUCUGGGGUCAUGGCAGAUACAGAUGUUGCCAUUCUUCCACACAAUAAGCAUUAUAUUAUUCACUUGUGAUCAUCUUGGAACCACAUGGUAUUCAGGUCUUUUAAAGCGUCUGCACCAUUCAAACUAAAUGAUGUUCCUCAGCUUGAUGUUGUUCCACGCUCUGACAGUUGAUGGUGAUUUAGAACACAAAACACAGAAAUGCAUCAAAAAAAGAUUGGGCCUGGAAACAAGCAAUUCUGAUUGGUUGUAGGUCUAUCCUAUGACAUCCAGAGGUUUGAUCUGAAACCAUUGUUAAUAUCUCUUGGAAUUAGAAAAUUAAAUGAGUCAUUACUGAAUCAGAUAAGGUCUAGUGAUGUGACCGGGGUAGGGGUUAAAGAGGACAGUUACACUUCCAACACAAUUGUACACUUACUCUACAUGCUGCCUUUAACUUUAAGGUCAGUUCAAGAGAAAGAAAAGUCAUGUUUAAAAUCAUCAAACCAGCCAACAACAUAAUUUUCAUAUUUCAUAUUUCAAAACCAACAGAAUGUUACAAUUUUAUGAGCUCUAUGUGUACAAUAUUUUUCAGGUGAAGCACAUCACGUUACCUUCUAUGAUAGAAAAUAACUAAGUAAGUUAUCUCAGUGGCCUUAAGUCUCGAAAUUGACUCCAGGAGCUGGUGUAGUCCAUUAUCUUUGACAGUCACUGACCGCCAUUCCAGAUGUCCCUUGACAAAUUCAUUACUGUUGUGCCACCUCUAAGCAAACUUGUAAUUUCAGAAAUGAGAAGUGAUGCCAUAACAUGUUGUUAGUUUGAAAAAGAUUUCAGUAUUUCAGCAUGCCCGUGCAGCUCUAUGUACAGCUCUAUGUGUGAGCAGAAUACUAUAGUGGUUUUAGAACUAGCAGAGAGAAGUUUCAAAAUGCAACAGAACCUUGUAAUGGCUUUCACUGAUGUUACUGACUGUUACAGUAUGAAUUUGUCAUGAAAAUAUGCUGGCUCUGUGAGUGCUAUAUAUUCACAGGCAUAUACAUCUUUAUCUAUCAAAUACAUUAUGUCAUGACUGCGAAUCCUGCAAAUCAUGUAUUAAUAGCAUGGCUGCACAUAGCAUACUCAGUUCAUUCAUAUGCUGCAAACUUGGUGAUUUUUAAUGGUUUUCAUAUAGAUAAAUCAUGGAGUUAUUUAAUCUGGAGAUCGAGUGGAGAAUGAGUGAUGAAGCUUAACUUACUUAUCUUUCCUGCAAUAGAUCUUAUUUGACCUUGCAGUGUAAAAAAGACAAAUGUGCAUAAGCCACCUGCUGUCUGAUAAAUAGCUCCAGGCCCUGGGAUCCACAGCACUGUGCUUUUCCUCCUCACCUUACCCAACUGCACUUGUAAGCUGUGAGCGUGAGGAUAGAAACUUCCAGUGCUGUGUGAUAAUGGAACUCUGAAGGCAAGCUGCGACAAAAAGCCUGGGAAGAAAGAACACAAAUACUGUAAAAAGCUUCAACAUGCCUCAUAGAAUAUACAUUUCAAAGUGUACAUCUCAGCCUAAACAGUUCUGGUUCAUUUCUUCUGUAUUGUCAGCACCGGAACUUUGUUUGUUGAUGGCCCAUGUGAAGGUCUGUCAGCAGAGGGUGAGGGGGAGUAGGAGGAUGUAGACAGAAAAUACAGGGAGCAGUGGCGUUGUCAGAGUGAUGGCAGCGGACUGUUGGGGUCGCCUCUUCUGGCGUGGUCCAUUACACAGCGGUGUGUUACAGCAGGUGAUGCACACCGAGUUGAGCUUGCUGGUACAAAACUGCUGGUAGCCAGAGGAAGCAAUCAGACAAGCUCCAGAUGAGGCGCAGGACUUGCGGUAGUGAAUCCCUGAAAUGGACAGAAAUAGAGAGAGAGAGAGAGAGAGAGAGAGAGAGAGAGAGAGAGAGAGAGAGAGAGAGAGAGAGAGAGAGAGAGAGAGAGAGAGAGAGAGAGAGAGAGAGAGAGAGAGAGAGAGAGAGAGAGAGAGAGGAUAAUUGGGAUUUAUUCUUUCAUUACUGGAAUUUCAGUUUAAAGAAAAAAUAAAACAUGUUUCAAGAGAAGUUGAAAAAGAAACCUAGAUCAUAAAUAACAUUUCUUUAUUGGGCUGAUGCUCCCAAGUUAAGUCAUUAUUUUGAGCAGUUUUCUGUGUCUCUUAAACAGUUGAUAUUAUACACAGUACUUGUCAGUGCAGUGUUAACAGUCCAUGUAUAAUCAUUCCAUGUAUGAGGGUAUAUAAAGCCCUAUAAGCUUGGAGCUAACAUUGCUAACAAGCAGCAAGGUGGAAUACUGCUAAAGUAGGGAGUGGAAAUGAGAAGGGCCACACUGACAGUGGACCAACAGAAACAUACCGGUUAUUAGGUGAUUAUUCUAAUCAGCCACUCAAGCUAAGAUCGGGCAGGUAAUGCCCAGGAGUAGUCCACUAAACAGAGGACUGGCGGUUGAUCCCUAUUCUGCAUGCAAAAGAGUCCUUUGGCAAGAUAUUGAACCCCUAAUUGCCCAUGAUGGCUGUGCCGUCAGUGUGUGAGAAAUAGAGAAAGUGCUGCACGUGUAGAUUUAUUUUAUGAAUGUGUGUGUAAAUGGUUGGUAAAACUGUUCUGUGGAGAGCUUUGAGUGGUCAUCAUAUGUCGAGGAGGAGGCAUGUCCCUCCACAGUUGCCAAAGCUUGCUCAUUGUUGGAACUGUUGGGUUUCACUUUCAUAUUGUAUUCUCUCUAAUGUAUUAUGUAAAACGCCUCAAGGUCAUGUCUGGUGUGAUUUGGUGCUAUACAAAUAAAAUGUAACUGAAAAGUUGAAUUGAAAUCUACCAGCAGCAGCACUUGACCAGAAGAUAAAGAAUGAUCCACUCUGCAGCAGAUCAGCUACCGUGGAUGAUGUCAUUUUCUUUGAUGCCCUCAAUCAUUCAGCCUUAAAGCCUUAAUCUCUCACUUUACAUUUUACUGGGCACACAACGUACACGCAGCCUUUAAGGUGCAGUGAUGAGCAUAAACAUUACAAUGUCUCUACUUGUAUUUACCUAUAUACCAUGUUAUUAUAUUAUAUAUACACCUUUCAACAUGUUCAGCCCUUUUUGCUUUGUUCUGGUUAAUACAAAUUAAACUUAAUGAUAUUAAAAGCUUCAGUCUGAUUUUCUUGGCACUACAGUUCUCUUUUCUAACUACUCACGAAUUAUACUCCACAUCGUUCCUUGACCAUAUUAGUUUUUCCAUCAGAGUCAAGGAAUCAAGGUUAGGAAAUUAGAUUAUUUUGACUUUUCAACUGCAGCCUUUAACUUGUCAAAACAGGAAAAAGCCUGCACUCUAUUAAGAUGCCAAAAAUGUCAAACACAAAAACAUCUAAUCCCAAACAAGUCGAAUGGAGACAUUUGCAGUGAAUUUGAGUCACAAUUUACCAACAUAUGAAGAUUUGCCUACCAAGCUUUGUUUUGCCAACACAAGCAAUCAAAGAAAAGCACAUAUUUUUAGGUGAAGGUUAUUUAUUUUUAAAUUCUUUGUUGUAUAAAGAUAUGGUGACUAAUAUGAUUAAUAUACUGUAUAUAUUAUCUCAUGGUUGUUGACUUGACACAGAGAGUAUCACCAUGCACUAGACCAUAUAAUGAAAGCACCUGUUGGUCAUUUUAAAUAAAAAGUAAAAUAAGGCAUCUGA